Dromaius novaehollandiae (emu) is the source of this 1891-nucleotide messenger RNA. RefSeq names its product hyaluronan synthase 3 (gene HAS3). Gene Ontology annotation, biological process: extracellular matrix assembly; hyaluronan biosynthetic process. Lineage: Eukaryota; Metazoa; Chordata; Aves; Casuariiformes; Dromaiidae. Gene Ontology annotation, cellular component: plasma membrane. The record is from RefSeq and is a predicted model, not a curated record. The transcript has 3 exons. Bases 38 to 1855 code for a protein of 605 amino acids. Gene Ontology annotation, molecular function: hyaluronan synthase activity.
UGCCGGCCCUUGCUGCUGGCCGGGGGUCCCGGGGGCCAUGUCCCCCCCCCCAGGCACCUCCCCGGCUCCUACGUCCCCGGAUCCCUGCUCGGCCCCGGAACCGAGCCAUCCCCAGACCCCACGGGGUGGGGGGGACAUGGGGCCAGGCCUCCCCCGAGCCGGGGUCCCCCCGUCCGGGCCGGGCCCUGACGGUGCCGCUGCCGCGCAGAUGCCCGCGAGCCUCUCCACGGCGCUGCGCGUGGUGGGGACCAGCCUCUUCGCCCUGGCGGUGCUGGGGGGCAUCCUGGCCGCCUACGUCACCGGCUACCAGUUCAUCCACACGGAGCGGCACUACCUCUCCUUCGGGCUGUACGGCGCCAUCCUGGGGCUGCACCUCUUCAUCCAGAGCCUCUUCGCCUUCCUGGAGCACCGGCGCAUGCGGGGCGGGGGGCGGCCGGGGCGCCCGGGGCGCUCCGUGGCCCUCUGCAUCGCCGCCUUCCAGGAGGACCCCGACUACCUGAAGAAGUGCCUGCGCUCCGCCCAGCGCAUCGCCUUCCCCGGCCUCAAGGUGGUCCUGGUGGUGGACGGCAACGGCCCCGACGACGCCUACAUGCGGGACAUCUUCCACGAGGUCCUGGGCUCCGAGCGGGCCGGCAGCUACGUCUGGCGCAGCAACUUCCACGCGCGGGGCGAGGGGGAGACGGAGGCCGGGCUGCGGGAGGGGCUGGCCCGGGUGCAGGCGCUGGUGCGCGGCACCACCUACUCCUGCAUCCUGCAGAAGUGGGGCGGCAAGCGCGAGGUGAUGUACACGGCCUUCCGGGCGCUCGGCGACUCCGUUGACUACAUCCAGGUGUGUGACUCAGACACGGUGCUGGACCCCGCCUGCACCGCCGAGAUGCUCCGCAUCCUGGAGGCCGACCCCCGCGUCGGCGGCGUCGGCGGCGACGUGCAGAUCCUCAACAAGUACGACUCGUGGAUCUCCUUCCUGAGCAGCGUGCGCUACUGGAUGGCCUUCAACGUGGAGCGCGCCUGCCAGUCCUACUUCGGCUGCGUGCAGUGCAUCAGCGGCCCCCUGGGCAUGUACCGCAACGCCCUGCUGCAGCACUUCCUCGAGGACUGGUACCACCAGACCUUCCUGGGCAGCAAGUGCAGCUUCGGGGACGACCGGCACCUGACGAACCGCGUGCUCAGCCUGGGCUACCAGACCAAGUACACGGCCCGCUCCAAGUGCCUGACGGAGACGCCCACCCGCUACCUGCGCUGGCUCAACCAGCAGACCCGCUGGAGCAAGUCCUACUUCCGCGAGUGGCUCUACAACGCCCUGUGGUUCCACAAGCACCACCUCUGGAUGACCUACGAGUCCGUGGUGACCGGCUUCUUCCCCUUCUUCCUCAUCGCCACCGUCAUCCAGCUCUUCUACCGCGGGCGCAUCUGGAACAUCCUCCUCUUCCUCCUGACGGUGCAGCUGGUGGGCAUCAUCAAGGCCACCUACGCCUGCUUCCUCCGGGGCAACGCCGAGAUGAUCUUCAUGUCCCUCUACGCCCUGCUCUACAUGUCCAGCCUGCUGCCCGCCAAGAUGUUCGCCAUCGCCACCAUCAACAAGUCGGGCUGGGGCACGUCGGGGCGCCGGACCAUCGUGGUCAACUUCGUGGGGCUGCUGCCGGUGUCGGUGUGGGUGGCGGUGCUGCUGGGCGGGCUGGCCUACACCGCCUACAGCCAGGACCUCUUCAGCGAGACCGAGGUGGCCUUCCUCGUGGCGGGCGCCGUCCUCUACGCCUGCUACUGGGUGGCCCUGCUCAUGCUCUACCUGGCCAUCGUGGCCCGGCGCUGCGGCAAGCGGCAGGAGCAAUGCGGGCUGGCCUUCGCUGAGGUGUGAGCGCGGGAGCGCCGGGGCACGGUGCGGGGACGGGGC